Messenger RNA from Loxodonta africana (African savanna elephant), 2194 nucleotides. RefSeq names its product palmdelphin (gene PALMD). Gene Ontology annotation, biological process: regulation of cell shape. NCBI's taxonomy places the organism in Eukaryota, Metazoa, Chordata, Mammalia, Proboscidea, Elephantidae. The record is from RefSeq and is a predicted model, not a curated record. The transcript has 6 exons. Gene Ontology annotation, cellular component: membrane; cytoplasm. The coding region runs from base 261 to 1676 and encodes 471 amino acids.
GGUCUGCAGAGAGGAGGGUCUGAACUAGACCUUGAAGGAUAAAUCAAAAAUCAAAUUUCUAAAAUUUUUAUUAUUUCAAACCAGACUAAAACUAAGAAUUUAAAUACAGAUAGUAGCUUCAGAAGGAGGCCAAGAAGAGUGAAAAGAAAAAGGAAAAUAUCAUAAGACCUGAAAGUGGUAACAGAUUUUUGCAAACUGUUGGCUGGUAUAAGAACACAUCUUUAUGUUUCCUGAUAUCAGAAAAAGGCCUUGAGGGAGAAAUGGCUUCUGGAUGGAAUCAGCAGCGGAAAAGAACAGGAAGAGAUGAAGAAGCAAAACCAACAAGACCAGAGGCAAUUUUAAAGAAAUUAAAAUCAGUUGAGAGGACAACAGAAGACAUAAUAAGGUCUGUGAAGGUGGAAAAAGAAGAAACAUCAGGAGAGUCAAUUGAAGACAUCUAUGCCAAUAUCCCUGACCUUCCAAAAUCCUACAUACCUUCCAGAUUAAGGAAGGAAAGAAAUGAAAGAAUAGAAGACGAGGAACAAAAUAGAAAAGCUUUGUAUGCCAUGGAAAUUAAAGUUGAAAAAGACUUGAAGACUGGAGAAAGUACAGUCCUGUCUUCAAUACCUCUCCCAUCAGAUGACUUUAAAGGUACAGGAAUAAAAGUCUAUGACGACGGGCAGAAGUCAGUAUAUGCAGUGAGCUCUAACCACAGCACGGCAUACAACGGCACUGAUGACCUGGCACCCAUUGAGGUAGAGGAACUUUUAAGACAAGCCUCAGAGAGAAACUCUAAAUUCCCAACAGAGUAUCAUGAGCCCGUAUAUGCUAACCCGUUCUGCAGGCCUACAACUCCACAGAGAGAAAAGGUAACCCCUGGACCAAGCUUUCAAGAAAGGAUGAAAAUUAAAGCUAAUGGACUGGGCAAUAAUGUAGAUGAAUCCAUACACAAUAUGGACAAUGGACUUUCAGAGGAAAGAGGCAACAACUUCAAUCAUAUCGGCCCCAUUCGCCCAAUACCUCAUCCUCGAUCAACAAGUCAACAGGAAGGGGAGAGAUCCCACACUGCACAAAAGAAGCUGAUGGCUCCUUGGGAAGAAUCAAAUGUCCUACAGGACAAAUACGCAUCCUCUCCAAAGGCAAGGCUGAGCCCUAGUGAAACAAGACUUGAGAAGUCAGUACCCCAGGCUUCUUCACCUACUUACCAGGAGGACGAGGAAGAUGUUAGAUAUAAUAUUGUCCAUUCUCUGCCUCCUGACGUGGGUGAUGCGGAACCAGUGACAAUGAUUUUCAUGGGGUAUCAGGAGGCAGAAGACAAUGAAGAAGAAAAGAAACUUCUGACAGGGUAUGACGGGAUCAUCCAUGCUGAACUGGUUGUAAUUGAUGAUGAGGAGGAAGAGGGUGAAGGAGAAGCUGAGAAACCAUCUUACCAUCCCAUAGGUCCCUGCAGUCAAGUUUACCAGCCUGCCAAACCAACGCCACUUCCCAGAAAGAGAGCAGAAGUUAGUCCCCAUGAAAACACAAACCAUAAAUCUCCCCACAAAAAUUCCAUAUCCCUGAAGGAACAAGAAGAAAGCUUAGGCAGCCCUGCCCACCAUUCUCAGCUUGAUGUUCAGAUCGCUGGAGAUGGGACUGAGGACCCAUCCUUAACAGCUUUAAGGAUGAGAAUGGCAAAGCUGGGGAAAAAAGUCAUCUGAGAAGGGUACCAUCUAUGUAAACACCCUUUGGAGAAGAAAUUAAGAGAAGUUUGCAAAUUUCUCUUCUGGAUAUUUUUCUUUCUUUUUCUUGAAAUCCCCAAACUUAUGGCAUAUACCCAUAUUAAGUCAUGUGAAUAAUUAGUAGUUAUUAUUUGUGAAAAUUUCUGAAAAAGCUGGGAGUGACAAAUGUUUGACUUUUCCAGUUACUUGACAUGAUUCAAUGGGGGAAAAACAAAAACCAGCAUAUUUUUAUUGUAUUGAUACCAAAGCAUUUCUAAUAAGAGCUUGUUAAAAUUAAGAAUAAAGUUAUUUAAAAUAGCCUAACUAUAUUGUAUUAACUGGCAUUGUAACUUUGCUAAUACAAAUGUUGAAGCCAUUGCACCUGUUUGCAAAAAUAUUCAUCUUCAACUCCAACAAGCAAGCAUGUCAUCCCAAAUCAUUAAGACAACUACAUCCUCUUGCCGAGGACCGAUUGAAUUGGCUUGGUAGAAACCACAAACCUUCGCACACCCAGAGGU